Molecule: messenger RNA, 4499 nt
Organism: Stegostoma tigrinum
Lineage: Eukaryota; Metazoa; Chordata; Chondrichthyes; Orectolobiformes; Stegostomatidae
Product: NALCN channel auxiliary factor 1-like
Exons: 4
Coding region: 744-1973 (409 amino acids)
Biological process (GO): calcium ion import across plasma membrane
Cellular component (GO): plasma membrane
Molecular function (GO): protein binding; stretch-activated, monoatomic cation-selective, calcium channel activity
Source: RefSeq, a predicted model, not a curated record
GUAAAUCUGUAUUGAGUUGAGUUUCUGUGUGUGUGUGUGUGUGUGUGUGUGUGUGUCUGUGUCUGUGUGUGUAUGCGCGAGUCCCACUCUCCCUGCUUCUCCAGAAUCAGCCAGCUGUAUCUCACAGAUGAAGACAUCUCCGAGCUAGAGAUGACGCAAACUAUCGUCUUCAUCAACCCCCUCCCCAUCCCAAAAUAUAAUAAUGGGUGAUUCGAGGCGAAAAUGGCCGCAACUUAACAUCCAGCGAAGAAGUCUGUGCCAAUCCAAACACUAGCGGCCUGGAUUUUGCCUGGAUCAGAAGAAACAGUUGAACUUUCUUGUUUUAUAUUUCUCUGCGCGCAUUUAGUGAGUUCUUAUUCUGGGCGCUGAUGGGCUUGGAUGUGUGAGGCUGGAAUGUGGCAGGAUGUGAUUCUUACAAAAUGUGUUGAGGAGACAGCAGGAGAGCACAGCAGGAGCUGGCAGGCGUGGCAGGGAUGUUGUCACUGUAACGGUAGGUUUUCCCCCCAGGGUGUCACUUGGGUGCUGGGGGGGAAAUCUGAUGUGACAGCCCACGUCUGCUUGCUUCCAGAGAUUGGAUGGCAACAGUUGCCCGUGUGCUGAGAGUGGGAGCCGGAUUGAAGCUGAAGAAGCACCGUCCAGGCGAAUAGCAGGUGAGUCAAGCCAGCCAGACAAUACCAGUCAAUGUCUAUUGGGGCAAGAGAGCAUUCACUGUGCAAUCGGCCGGCGCUGCUCUCGCCUACAAGAUGACCAAAGGCGCCUGGAUGUGUCUGCAGCAAGGGGACGGCUUCCACAUUUGGUUUGUACCCCGACAGAACGACAAGCCCUGCACGGAUUCCGAGCGAGCCCAGAAAUGGCGACUGUCUCUAGCAUCUCUCUUGUUUUUCACCGUCCUGCUCUCUGAUCACUUGUGGCUGUGUGCAGAGGCGAACCUGGCCAGGAUCAGAGACCAGGAGCAGGGCACCUUGGCGAAGGUGGACGAGGACCGGACAGAUCAUUCACUUCCCCCCGCAUCCCUUAGACCUGAGCAGCCCGGGGAAACCAGCAGCCGUCGCAAACAUACUAUUUUUACAGGUAAUAUUACAGCCAGACCUGCCUGGCAAUUAGAAACUUGUUACCCACACUGUCUAACCGACCAGUGUUUUAUUGUUGAAAAUGCGGAGUCUAUCUGUGGACGAGUGAGUGAGCAAUUAAAGGAGGGCUCCUGGCCGCUGUCUUUCAACAAUUUCCACCUUGCCUUUUGUGAGUCUUACACCCUUUCGGAACUGUUUGCUGGGAUGCCUACACCAGAGGGUUCGAAUUGCCAUCUCAAUGUACUGAUGGAUGGAGAUGCCACCGUGUGCGUUCAGUGUGUCGAGACUUACCAGCGAUUGGACCAGCACGCCCAGGAGAAAUACGAGGAGUUCCAGGUCUUGUUUCAGAAGUAUUUGCAAUCGGCAGAAUACUCGGUGAAAAGUUGCAUCCAAGACUGCAAGUACCAGCUUGGCCAGAAGACCAGUAUCCAAGGCCUUACUGAAUUCCAAGUAUACUUCAACCACAGCCUUACCCCGAUCAAGCUCUUUUGUCACAUCCUCAAAGAAAACCAGUUGUCUACAAAGCUUGGCUGUGUUCCCAGUAUUUUGAGGCCACACAGUUUCACUGUAGUUCCAGAAUUCCUUGCAAGCAAUACUGCUUGGAGGUCCAGACCAGAUGUCCAUUUGUUUUACCAGACAAUGAGGAUCUUGUCUAUGGUGGACUGCCAAGUUUCCUUUGUACAGAGCUGCCCAACCAUCACCCAACCACUCCUGAACCAGAGUGCUGUGAUGUCAGAUGGGAAAACCAUAAUUCAGUUUCAAAUAAACAAUCCAAAGGGACAAGAGAAACAGCCAAUCCAAUGUUGUGUCACAAGUGCUCACUUGCCUCAUCUGUGGCAUCAAGACUGUGCAACAGUAGAAUCAAGUUAUGUGUCCUGGUACUCAUCCUGUUGCAUACCGUAGUGACGGUCUCGGCAAUACAGACUAGUACUGGAUUGGACUUCGGAGGGCUUGCAACUUGGGAAGAUAACUCAACCAGCGAUGAGUAAGGACUUAUGCCAUUGUUUGAUUCGCACACUGCAGGUUUACUAUCCAAGGAUGAUGGUCGCAGCUGAUCAGAACUGGUUGUACUAGCUUCCAAAUCAUAGCUUGCCAGGUCAUCUAGGUUACUGAACAACAGAAGGUGUGAGCCAGCCUAUAUCAGCAAAGGUACCACAGUAUUUCACUGAUUGAAAGACUCUGCAAGACAAGACUGAUUUCUCAUGCCAUUUUAUACACUGUGUUUUAAUGUUUAGACUUUUGCUUUUUGCACUAGUUGCUGCAGAACCUUUGUUUCCUGGAACAGUUUCUCAACCCAAAAUGAAUUGUUACACUAACUGUACUUCCUGUAUUUUCAGUUACAGAGUAUACCCAUUCAGUAGUUUUACUUUUCAGUUGUUACAUCCUGUUGGUUUACAGUAAGGCAAAAAACUGCACCAUGGUAGAACCGGACACUAACUGCCCUUUCUCUCCAUGGAAAUGUUUAUUGUACCCAUUUCGUGUGAGGCAGGGACAUGCAGAUUGCUGCAGCCAAUAUUAAGGACAAAGAGCAUACAGGCAUGUACUGAAGUUCCAUGCCAUGCAAAACUUUUACAAGCUGCAUGAACAAAAAUAAGCCAAGGGACAUUUAGCAUCCUCUUCAAUCUAUCAAGCAGAAUGAUAGCUGCUGUGAGAUGAUGAUUUUGAACAGUUACCAGCUUCUUGAAUUUUCAGAGAACACUUAAAUCCUUAACACUAUUCCCCAUUCCAGAUAAAUCCAUUUUUUUUUCUUGCCCAUUUAACAGUUGGCUUUACACUACGAAUCAAACCACUAAACACAGGUGAGCCACAUAAUUAUAAUAACUUAAUUUAAGAUACCAGUCAUGUUUUGUUUACUUUCCUAUGAUAGACAAUUCUCUCAGUAGAAUGCAAAUUGAUCAUUCUAGAACUUCUAGGAAUCAUUUUGCUACAACUGAAGGCAGAAUUCUGAGGACUUCAAUAGGCAUCUAAUCAAGAAAAGAAGACUAAAUAGCAUUUUGAACAAUUAAACAUUUUAAAAAGCCAGUACCUCUUCAUUCUAAGUUGAGUACACAAAUUUAGUCACAAUAGGCAGUUAACCUCAGAAGCCAGAAAGAGUUACCCUUUGUGUACGGCAAUCUCAUUUUGACAAACUUUUGUUUCACUUUGCAAAAUGGCAAAUGAAAAAAUGCAUCAUUCUUAAGAAAUUCAGUUGUCAAUUUAAAGGUAGUUCACUAACAUUUAUAUUUUCUAUAAUUUUAUAACCAGCUAAACAGGCAAUUAUGUCUAAAAUCUGUAGAAUUCUCCAUGCUUUUCUCUAACCUCACUUCCAUGAAGCACUGCUUAUCGAACGAUGGCUGACCUUGGUUACAAAGAUGUUCAGUUGUUUUCCAAUCCACUAAGUAACUGCUGUACAAAGAACCAGAGUGAUUCAACACAAGUCAAUACGCUCUUUGGAAUAUAUGAUCAAGAUUGGCACUGCAAAAAUAACCCAUGCAAUGGAAGAAUUAGUCUUCAGUGUUACUGGAAUGAUUAAACUUCCUGUGCUAACACACCACCUUCAGAAGUGUUUCACUUGCCUCGAGUAUAUAGAUUUUGGGCUUGAUUAUUUAAAUUCAGUAACUUUAAAUUGAGCAUUCAAAUACUAACCAAAAUAUUCGCCAAUUUCUUUUCUUUGUUUAGGCUAGGGUUAUCUAUUUCUUUUAUCUGAAUUGUCCGCAAUUUGAUUCUUUUCACAAAUAAACUGUUAUGAUUUUGUCUUAUCCUGAUCAAGAAAAUUGAUUUAGCCUACAGGUAUCAGCCCAGUUAUCAUUAAACUCAAUUUUUGGAUCCUGAUUCUGACUCAAUACAAAUAACUUAAGUUACAACUGAUUAAUCUUGGGACUGAACAUCUUUAGUGCCAAUGAAUGACUGUCAUUUUACCAUCCCUUUAUUUUCUUUCCUUGCAGUUAUGAAAUUACUUUAUACUGCUGACAUUGGAACUCAAGAGAAAGAUGUUUUUUCUAUCUUCUCAGUCACAUUUUCAAAUGGAUGAAAAGUCAUGGAAAAUGGGUGUAUAAGUUACAUAGUCAGUUGCAAUACAAAUGGAUAAAAUGAAACCAUUCUUAAGUCAGCAUUCUUUCUGUUCUUGAUCAUUAACUGAAAUGCUUUUUAUUUUCUAUGCAUUCUGAUUUCUUUCCAUAGACACCAAGGAUGGUGGAAGCCCUUUUCUCUUUGUUUCCUUUUCAUGUUUUCUUUCAAAAGUCAUUGUUUAUGCAUAAUGUUUCCCCAGAGUUUGCAUUAAACAGUGACAUUAAACAUUGCACAUGGAAAGCCAUCAGUCACAGUCAUUUGCAAUUGAUAUUAAGCACCCUGUGCACAUGAGUAGAGCAAGGAAAGUAAAUACUUCCAAUGAUAUAAUGUUAUUCCAGAGUUACCUUCUAAGCUAGACAAAAUCUCAGACUGGGAUAAUAA